Molecule: messenger RNA, 1464 nt
Organism: Budorcas taxicolor (takin)
Lineage: Eukaryota; Metazoa; Chordata; Mammalia; Artiodactyla; Bovidae
Gene: ALDH8A1
Product: aldehyde dehydrogenase 8 family member A1
Exons: 7
Coding region: 1-1464 (487 amino acids)
Biological process (GO): retinoic acid metabolic process
Molecular function (GO): retinal dehydrogenase (NAD+) activity
Source: RefSeq, a predicted model, not a curated record
AUGGCUGGAAGAGGGGGUCUUCUGAUGCUGGAAAACUUUAUAGGUGGAAAAUUUUUACCUUGUAGCUCAUACCUAGAUUCCUAUGAUCCCUCCACAGGGGAAGUGUACUGCCGUGUGCCAAACAGUGGGAAAGAAGAGGUCGAAGCCGCGGUGGAGGCGGCCAGAGCAGCUUUUCCAGGCUGGUCCUCCCGGAGCCCCCAGGAGCGCUCACAGGUGCUACAGCGGUUGGCGGACUUGCUGGAACAGUCCCUGGAGGAGCUGGCCCAGGCUGAGUCCAAGGACCAAGGGAAAACCAUAACCCUGGCGAGAACCAUGGACAUUCCCCGGGCUGUGCAGAACUUCCGGUUCUUCGCCUCCUCCAUCCUGCACCACACAUCUGAAUGCACACAGAUGGACCACUUGGGCUGUCUGCACUACACAGUGCGGGCCCCUGUGGGCAUCGCUGCUCUGAUCAGUCCCUGGAAUCUGCCCCUCUAUCUGCUGACCUGGAAGAUCGCUCCAGCAAUCGCUGCUGGCAACACAGUGAUAGCUAAGCCCAGCGAGCUGACUUCCGUGACCGCGUGGAUGAUGUGCAGACUCCUGGAGAAAGCAGGUGUUCCCCCAGGUGUGGUAAAUAUUGUGUUUGGAAUGGGGCCCAGGGUAGGCGAGGCCCUGGUGUCCCACCCAGAGGUGCCCCUCAUCUCCUUCACUGGGAGCCAGCCCACCGCCGAGCGCAUCACACAGCUGAGUGCCCCCCACUGCAAGAAGCUCUCGCUGGAGCUGGGGGGCAAGAAUCCUGCCAUCGUCUUUGAAGAUGCCAACCUGGCCGAGUGCAUUCCGACAACUGUCAGAUCCAGCUUUGCCAACCAGGGUGAAAUCUGCCUGUGUACCAGCAGGAUCUUUGUCCAGAAGAGCAUCUAUAGUGAAUUUUUAAAGAGGUUUGUAGAGGCGACCAGAAUGUGGAAAGUUGGUAUUCCUUCUGACCCAUCGGCUGACAUGGGUGCCCUGAUCAGUAAAGCUCAUCUGGAGAAAGUCAGAAGUUACAUCAAGAAAGCUCGCAUGGAAGGAGCCCAAAUUCUGUGUGGUGAGGGAGUGGAUAAGUUGAACCUUCCCCCCAGGAAUCAGGCAGGGUACUUCAUGCUUCCCACGGUGAUAACAGAUGUUAAGGAUGAGUCCUGCUGCAUGAAGGAAGAGAUAUUUGGUCCAGUGACGUGUGUCGUCCCCUUUGAUAGUGAAGAGGAAGUGAUUCAAAGAGCCAACAAUGUUAAAUAUGGACUGGCUGCUACCGUGUGGUCAGGCAACGUGGGGCGUGUCCACCGGGUGGCCAAGAAGUUACAGUCAGGCUUGGUCUGGACCAACUGCUGGCUCAUUAGAGAGCUGAACCUACCUUUCGGGGGGAUGAAGAGUUCUGGGGUGGGCAGAGAAGGAGCCAAAGACUCUUACGAAUUCUUCACUGAAGUCAAAACCAUCACUGUUAAACACUGA